Rhizopus microsporus ATCC 52813 is the source of this 1534-nucleotide messenger RNA. RefSeq lists its product as uncharacterized. The coding region runs from base 319 to 1485 and encodes 388 amino acids. The record is from RefSeq and is a predicted model, not a curated record. Lineage: Eukaryota; Fungi; Mucoromycota; Mucoromycetes; Mucorales; Rhizopodaceae. The transcript has 4 exons.
AAUAAUAGGAUACAGAGAAGAAGCAGAUGAUGUUAUUUACUUGAAUUACAAUUCAAGAAAUGAAUUAACAGAAGAGAUACCAGCUAAACAAUUGCUAGCUGCUAAUCCCAUUUUACUUGAAUUAUUCAACUAUCAGCAUGAUGUCACAUUAGAGACUCGAGUAGAAAAGAGAAUUGAUAAAGUGGAGUACAUCCCAAGAAGAAUGCAAAUGAUGAUCGUUGAUUAUUUUGAAGUAAACCACAGUAAAGACGUUUUAAAUAGAGAAGAGAGAACUGUGGUACUUAUGCACACACACACAUAUACACAGUUAACGUUGGUAUGCAAUUAAUCGAAAGCAUGUUUAGCACUGGUAAAAGACCGCCCAGUGCUUUACUAUUGGCCUUGGUCAACCUCAUGUUACAACCUAAAGACAGCUUUAGAAGCAAAGAAACACAAGUUACACACUGGACACAUUGUAAACAAGCGCAUAUGCUACUCAUGGACAUUUUGACCCUAUUUGGACCAAAUAUAUAUAAGCCAGUAUGGAACGAAUUUAUGUAUUUUAAUACAUCGUGUUCUCAGCAGAGCAUUGAAGAGGAGGAUGAAAGCAGCCAUUACGAACUGUUGAAUACCAAGGAGCUGUCCCAUUAUUUUGAUUUCUGGGACUAUACGGAUAAACUACUGAAUCAUUCGAGUUUAACAUUGAAUGAUAGAUGUCGUACACUUGUGCUCGACUUUUUAAUUAAUGUUCUGCAGGCAGAUUUGAAAGAAAAGUUAAACGAUGAGAAAAAAGUAGGAAAGUCAAUCCUGUUUGGAACCCUGUCGACAGAUUCUAUGUUAUCAUGCACCAAGUUUGACAAAUACCUUGAUAUUUUACUAAAGAAUUAUCCAAACAAGAAUGACAACUUGACACAACUGGUUGGAAGCUUAUUGAAUAUGUUGAUAACUAUAUCCUGUUUUGAGAGGAUAUCAAGUUUCGACAGCCUUGUAUCUCAAAUGUAUUCAAGAUUUCAAAAAAUGGACCCUGACACAUCACUACAGUUUAUGCAGUCGAUUAAAUACCCAUCGUUUCUCAUUGCGCUGCUAGACAAAGCUCUAUCAGAUACGAACAUUUCACUUGUAGAUAGUGCUCAUAAAAAAUUCCGCAAUAAGAAGCAUGUGCCACUACGUCUGGAAAAGGUCUUGUUCUACGUCCUAAAGACACAGCCCAUCUCCUGUGACUCGAUCGAUGCGCUCUAUAAACAUGUUCUUAUUGUGUCAAAAUACUGUAUGUGUGUGUUCUCGACUGCAUCCAUCUGCCAUAAGAAGCGAUCAGGAGAAAAGAAUACGGCUCUAUCAGAGGAGCAACUCAUCUUGCUUAUUGAACAACAGCACGCUUCACUAGACGAAUGGGAAACACUUAUUGAAGAGCUUUUGGCGAAAUUCAUUACAGCUGAUUUAAAUCUUAUAGAAAAGAUUCGAUGGGCUAUAAAGUUGACUAGGCUGACAAUUACUGAAUAUGUUUGAAGAAGGUUAAUAAUUGAAUAAAAAUAAAUUAAAAAGGCCUAUGGACGCG